This is a messenger RNA of Homarus americanus (American lobster), 765 nucleotides long. Its product is annotated as GATA zinc finger domain-containing protein 14-like. The record is from RefSeq and is a predicted model, not a curated record. The transcript has a single exon. Bases 1 to 765 code for a protein of 254 amino acids. NCBI's taxonomy places the organism in Eukaryota, Metazoa, Arthropoda, Malacostraca, Decapoda, Nephropidae.
AUGCACAGCAGUAACGAACUUCAAGUGAUGCACAGCAGUAACGAACUUUUGGUAAUGCACAGCAGUAACGAACUUUCGGUGAUGCACAGCAGUAACGAACUUUCGGUGAUGCACAGCAGUAACGAACUUUCGGUGAUGCACAGCAGUAACGGACUUUCGGUGAUGCACAGCAGUAACGAACUUUUGGUGAUGCACAGCAGUAACGAACUUCAAGUGAUGCACAACAGUAACGAACAUUCGGUGAUGCACAACAGUAACAAACAUUCGGUGAUGCACAGCAGUAACGAACUUCAAGUGAUGCACAACAGUAACGAACAUUCGGUGAUGCACAGCAGUAACGAACUUUUGGUGAUGCACAGCAGUAACGAACUUCAAGUGAUGCACAACAGUAACGAACAUUCGGUGAUGCACAGCAGUAACGAACUUUCGGUGAUGCACAGCAGUAACGAACUUCAAGUGAUGCACAACAGUAACGAACAUUCGAUGAUGCACAGCAGUAACGAACUUUCGGUGAUGCACAGCAGUAACGAGCUUUCGGUGAUGCACAACAAUAACGAACAUUCGGUGAUGCACAGCAGUAACGAACUUCAAGUGAUGCACAACAGUAACGAACUUUCGGUGAUGCACAGCAGUAACGAAUUUUCGGUGAUGCACAACAAUAACGUUCUUUCAGUGAUGCACAGCAGUAACGAACUUCAAGUGAUGCACAACAGUAGCGAACUUUCAGUGAUACACAGCAGGCGCCAUAGAUCCACAGUAAUUUAG